Messenger RNA from Nasonia vitripennis (jewel wasp), 6735 nucleotides. It is a transcript of the gene Taf1, whose product is annotated as transcription initiation factor TFIID subunit 1. Gene Ontology annotation, biological process: RNA polymerase II preinitiation complex assembly; transcription by RNA polymerase II. The coding region runs from base 392 to 6244 and encodes 1950 amino acids. Gene Ontology annotation, cellular component: transcription factor TFIID complex. The record is from RefSeq and is a predicted model, not a curated record. Gene Ontology annotation, molecular function: RNA polymerase II general transcription initiation factor binding; RNA polymerase II general transcription initiation factor activity; TBP-class protein binding. The transcript is spliced from 17 exons. NCBI's taxonomy places the organism in Eukaryota, Metazoa, Arthropoda, Insecta, Hymenoptera, Pteromalidae.
CGCAUUGAUCUUGCUAGUCAUGAAAAAAGUGGGGCGUUCUAAGCUCUUAUCUAGUAAAGUAGCUACGCAGCGAAUCAAAAGUCGCACGCGCGACGCGCACGCUCUCUUUGUAUAUACUGCCGUUGGCACUCGACACUCUGCUCCGUGCUGCGCUAAAUAUCAGUCCGCAGUAGGAGUCCGGACAUCGCGCGAGUCGGUCGAUCACGGUUACGAUCGUCUUCGUACCCAAACCGGCUCGAUAAAACCAGCUGAUCUCGCGCGCCGGGAGAACGUAUCGUCCCCUGUCAUGCGGUUGCUGAUAAAGCGGAUCAUCGGGACCCUGGUGAUCUAACCUCCAACUGUCCUUUCCUUAGGUCUAUCAUUUACGAGUAAAUAGAACAUAGCUAUCAGGAUGGCUGAUUCGGACGAGGACAACGAGCGGGAGUACGAGUCGGAGAUGAAUCUGGCUGGCUUUAUGUUUGGCAACAUAGAUGAGAAUGGCCAACUCGAAGAUGAUAUCUUGGACUCCAAUGCUAAGGAGCACCUGUCUUCGCUCUAUCACCUUGGACUGGGUUCCUUGUUGCAAGAAAUGAUUGCGCAGGAUGCAGUCGAGGAGAAAGAUUCAAAGGACCAGGAGAAUGGGGUUAAUAAAGAGCAGGUGGAAAAGCUACCAGUGGAGAAUGGAGAGAUUGAAAAAGACACAAAGGAAGAUUAUGAUGUUGAUUAUGUUGUAAAGGACCCAAAUGCUCUUGACUUUUCAGAUAUUAACGAGUUGGCAGAGGACAGCGUUGAAGAAGUUAAGGAUACUCAAGAUAAGCAGCAAGUCAAAUCUGAAAAAGAAACAGGUUACGAUGCUGAUGACGAAGAUGUGGAGAACAAGCCAGAUGCAGAAUUAAUGCCUCCCCCUCCUGUUCCUGAAGAGAAAGAAGCUCUGACACCAGAAGAAGUAGAAGCAGCUGCAAAGAGAAAACUUGAAACUCCACUAGCAUCUAUGCUACCAUCGAAAUAUGCUAAUGUCAACGUUACUGAACUCUUUCCUGAUUUUAGGCCUAACAAAGUUCUCAGGUUUUCAAAAUUGUUUGGUCCUGGAAAGCCAAGUAGUCUACCUCAAAUUUGGAGAGGUGUCAGAAAAAGACGUAAGAGAAAACGGCAUCAGGAUUUUAAAGAUUCAGAUUCUGGCUCUGACCAGGAAAACAGAAAACCAAAAUUUAGGGGCUGGUUCAUGAAUUAUGCCCCAGAUCCCACUCCAGAUCAGUUGUGUGAAGAUGAUGAAGAGAAAUUAUUAAAGCCAGUUAAAGACAAGGAACAAGCCGGAAAGCAAGGAGAAUCUGGAGAAAAUGGUGAUAUGGGUCCAAAAGUUGCAGAUUGGCGAUUUGGACCUGCACAUUUGUGGUAUGAUAUUCUUCAAGUACCUGAAACGGGAGAAGGCUUUAAUUAUGGAUUCAAGCUGAGCGAAAAGCCUGAAGAAGAAAGACCAAUUGCGGAUGACUCCGCAGAUGAUGCCUUUCUUAUGGUUUCUCAAUUACAUUGGGAAGAUGAUGUUAUAUGGAAUGGAGAUGAUAUAAAACAUAAGGCUCGGCUCAAAUUAAAUACUAAAAACAACGCUGCUGGUUGGGUGCCGUCAAGUGAUAACCGAACAGCGGCAUUCAGUCAACCUGGUAAAGGGGUACCAGUAUCGGUUGCUCCUAAUGUCAGACUAGCUACCUCCAACAUUUCUACACCAAUGCACAUGCAAAAGAACAAAAUGGGAAAAGGCAAUCAACAGCAUUCAGACCACGACGAUACUUGGUACUCUAUUUUCCCCGUCGAAAACGAGGAACUAGUUUACGGGCUUUGGGAGGAAGAAAUUAUUUGGGACUCCGAGAAUAUGAAAAGGAUACCUAAACCAAAGAUACUCACAUUGGAUCCAAAUGACGAGAACAUAAUCCUGGGUAUUCCGGAUGAUAUAGAUCCGGCUCUGCUGCACAAGGAAAACGGACCGCAACCCAAAGUUAAGAUCCCUCAUCCUCACGUUAAGAAGAGCAAACUUUUGCUUGGAAAGGCUGGAGUGAUCAAUGUAUUGGAAGAAGACGCACCGCCACCGCCACCAAAGUCACCUGACAGAGAUCCGUUUAAUAUUUCCAAUGACAUAUAUUACUUACCAAGAUCCUCCGAGACGACCCUCAGAAUGAAGGUUGGCGGCGGCAAUCUUAUUCAGCACAGUACACCAGUAGUUGAGCUCCGUGCGCCGUUUGUGCAGACUCACAUGGGUCAGAUGCGUCUUCGCAAUUUCCACAGGCCACCUCUCAAACGUUACAGUCACGGACCUCUUGCUCAACCUGGUCCCCAUGGUGUAUUACCUCUUGUAAAACACAUCAAAAAGAAGGCGAAACUUCGCGAACAGGAGAGAAUAGCCUCUGGUGGUGGCGACGUUUUCUUUAUGCGCACGGCAGAGGAUCUGACCGGUCGGGAUGGGGAGCUCGUACUUAUCGAGUUUUCUGAGGAACAUCCGCCACUUAUCAAUCAAGUAGGCAUGUGCUCCAAGAUAAAGAACUAUUACAAGCGGAAGGCGGGUAAGGACACAGGUCCACCUAAUUUCAAAUACGGUGAGACGGCGUAUGCACAUACUAGUCCUUUCUUGGGAGUACUAACGCCUGGACAGACUAUACAAGCGGUGGAAAAUAAUAUGUACAGAGCGCCUAUUUAUGAGCAUCAGGUACCCCAGACAGAUUUCCUCAUCAUUAGGUCAAGGCAACAGUAUUACAUUCGAGAGAUAGACGCCCUCUUCGUAGCUGGCCAAGAGUGCCCCCUCUACGAAGUCCCUGGUCCUAACUCUAAGCGUGCAAACAAUUUCGUGCGCGAUUUUCUGCAGGUCUUUAUCUAUCGUCUCUUCUGGAAGUCACCCGACACACCUCGUCGUAUCAAGAUGGACGAUAUUAAAAAAGCUUUUCCAUCACACAGCGAGAGCAGUAUAAGAAAACGGCUGAAGCUUUGCGCCGACUUCAAGCGUACCGGUAUGGACUCGAACUGGUGGGUAAUCAAGCCAGACUUUCGGUUGCCCACCGAAGAGGAAAUUCGUGCAAUGGUCUCACCUGAGCAGUGCUGCGCGUACUUUAGCAUGAUCGCAGCCGAACAGCGAUUGAAAGACGCUGGGUACGGUGAGAAGUUUUUGUUCAUGCCUCAGGACGACGAUGACGAAGAGAUACAACUGAAAAUGGAUGACGAAGUCAAAGUCGCGCCCUGGAAUACGACACGUGCUUACAUUCAGGCUAUGAAGGGUAAAUGUCUCCUUCAGUUGGCUGGACCAGCUGACCCUACAGGUUGCAACGAAGGAUUUUCGUAUGUUAGGGUACCGAAUAAACCAACUAUCAGUAAAGAGGAACAAGAGGCGCAACCCAAAAGAACUGUCACUGGCACAGACGCCGAUUUGCGACGUCUUUCUUUGAACAACGCCAAGGCCCUUCUUCGAAAGUUUGGCGUACCAGAAGAGGACAUCAAAAAACUAUCUCGUUGGGAAGUCAUUGACGUUGUCCGAACCCUCUCUACUGAGAAAGCUAAAGCGGGUGAGGAGGGCAUGACCAAAUUCUCUCGAGGCAAUCGAUUCUCCAUAGCCGAGCAUCAGGAGCGAUACAAAGAAGAAUGCCAGCGCAUCUUCGAUAUCCAGAACCGUGUCUUGUCAUCGCAUGAGGUCCUAAGUACGGACGAAGGUGAAAGUUCGGUCGAGGAUAGCUCAGAUAUCGAGGAGAUGGGUAAAAACAUUGAGAACAUGCUAAGUAAUAAGAAAACGAGCGCGCAACUGAGCCUGGAAAAGGAGGAACAGCAAAGGCAUGAACUUAAGAAGAUGCUGAUGAACGACACGCAAGGUACUCAAGACGAAAAGAAGCUGAAAGACAAGAAGAAAGAUGACGAAGGUGACAACUCAACGUCUAACUUCAACUCUCAGCAGAGUCGCGUACUCAAGAUCCACCGCACGUACCAGAAUCCUGAUGGCAAGGAGUACACGCGCGUCGAGAUUGUACGCAAGCCCGCGGUAAUUGAUACCUACAUAAAGAUUCGCAACUCCAAGGACGAGUCGUUCAUCAAGCAGUUCGCCUCAUACGACGAGGCGCAAAAGGAAGAGUUGAAACGCGAGAAGCGACGCGUCCAGGAACAACUUCGUCGCAUCAAGCGCAAUCAAGAGCGCGAACGCAUGCUCGCCAGAGUGAACAACCAUCAUCAUCGGGACAGCAUAGGUCUGGAUCGCAGCGGCAGUGGAAUCAACCUCAACGGCAGCAAUAAUUCGAUGAGCAACUCGCAUUUCCCAUCGCAAAACCUGUUCGACCGCAGCGGAGCUUCGACGCCGACGCAGCUUGGAACUACCAUGUCCAACAGUAGCCUGCCCGCGAUAAGUAAUUUCUCUUCAUCGAGCCUGCAGCAGCUUGGCUCGUCGACUAGCAUUCCCAAUCAUCAGCAUGCUAAGCCUCAUCACAAGGCUGAGCAGCUAUCUGGUUCACCCUCUAAACGUAAGAAAUCUAAAUUAAAACCAGAUCUCAAGCUCAAGUGCGGUGCUUGCGGCAACGUGGGUCACAUGCGCACCAACAAGGCAUGUCCGCUCUACCAAAGCAGUAUCGGCGGGGCGCCCUCGAUGACGAACGUCGCAAUGACAGAGGAGCAGGAGGAGGAAUUCGAAAAGCAGUGCAUGAACACAGAGGAUCAGGAUCUGGUCAACGUCGAUGGCACCAAGGUGAAACUGUCGUCGAAACUCAUCAAGCAUGCUGAGGAGAUGAAGCGCCGUACGUUGCUACUGAAAGUACCAAAGGACGCAGUAUCUUCACGAAAACGUAAGCGCCAGUCAGGAGAGGACCAUUGCGACUACCUCAAACAAUACCAGAGACCCGCAGGUGUUAACCGACGACGAACGGAUCCGGUUGUCGUGCUUUCUACAAUCCUCGAGAGUAUACUUAACGACAUGAAAGCCCUAGAAGACGGUCAGCUGUUCUGGUUUCCUGUCAAUGCAAAGUCCGUUCCCGAUUACUACCGCAUCGUCAACCGUCCGAUGGAGUUGCAGACAAUCCGUGAGAAUUUACGCCAAAAAAAGUACCAGAGUCGCGAAGACUUUUUGGCUGAUGUCAAUCAGAUCAAGGAGAACAGCUUGCUGUACAAUGGGUUGAAGCAUCCGAUAACCGAAGCAGCCCAACGUAUGCUCGAUUUUUGCGUCAAACAGAUUGCCGAAAAGGAAGACAAGAUUAUGAGACUUGAGAAGGCCAUCAAUCCGCUGCUCGACGACAACGAUCAAGUCGCACUCUCGUAUAUUCUAAAUACUGUGAUCAACGAUAAGCUCAAGAACAUGGCGGAGGCCACCCAAUUCCUCAAGCCAGUUAACAAGAAGCUUAUCAAAGAUUAUUAUACUAUUGUUAAGAGACCGAUGGAUCUAGAAACUGUGUCAAAGAAGGUUGCUGCGCAUAAAUACCAUAGUCGAGCGGAAUUCGUGCGAGAUAUUCAACAGAUUGUCGAUAACUGUAUACUUUACAACGGUGAGAAAUCACCUUUGACUGCCAAGGCUGAAGUAUUACUUAAAGUUGCUCGAGACACGUUGACUGAGUAUGGUGAUCAUCUAUCGCAACUAGAAAGAAAUAUUUCUCUCGUCCAACGGCGAGCAAUGGAACAAGCCGACAUUGAUCAAUCCUGGAUUGGCGAAGGCGGCGAUGAAGAAAACUACACAAUUGCCGAACCAGAAUUCAGAGGAAGUCAAACGAGCUCUCCCGAGCAUCCGUUCGGAAAGUCCGGAAUGGAUGACUACGACUUUGUUGACGUCGAGGGCGAUGUAGAGGCCGAACUUGGCAGACCUGUGGCAAAGAAGAAGGAUGUUCUCGAAGAAGAUUUGCAAUUCUCGAGCGAGGAUGAGUUUGACGAAGUACCUUUCGGAGUUGAUGAUGCGUUCGAGACGACUGAGCUGAAACCGCUCGAACCGGUGGAAGUAAGGCCCGAAGAGCUACCUGCCGACGACGAUAGUCAACAGGUAGCUGAAGCUAUGAUUCAGCUCGGCAAUGCUGGAUCUUAUACGCUCGGUGAGCUACCAAUUCAACAUCAUGCAGAAGAGAGCGUGGAUUCGAACUAUGAUCCUUCGGAAUCAUUCUUCCCUUCCUUGCCAAUCAGGAAAGACGAAGGGCUGUCCAAGAUUCAGGACGAUUUGGCUGUAUCAGAGAGCGACGAGGAAGAGUCAAAAGACUUACUGAAACCCGAGGAGCAACAGCAGCCUCCACCACCAGCAGAGGAAGAACUAUGCGACGGCAGUGUAUGGUUCUAAACUUGAAUCGUGUUCAUGAAAGAAAAAACAGAACUUUGCUUUGAAUCAAAGUGUAAUAUAGACAUAAUUUACGUAAGCGAAAUAUACUUUAUAAAUAUAUUUGUAGACUCGCGUAGUGUUCGGUAGAUUUCUGACUGGCGAAAUCAUUCGUAAAGCAGAGAAAAAACUUUUUUUUCACGUGUCGUUUGUAAAUAAGAUUUUAUAUCACUGUCGGUGAAGCCUAGCGGAUCCAAACAAAUGCAAGCAGCAACUUGCUCGUAUGUAUAUUUUUCUGCAAAAAAAGUUGCAUACAUUUAUUUUUACACAGUGUAAUUAACGCGAUAGUUGUAUAAGUUAGUUUGGGCCCCAGGCAAAUCAACGAAAAAUCAAGUGCAAGUCUUAUUACUGUUAUUUCUGUACGGUUGGUCGGAACCACGAUAACGAGCAUAAAUAAUAAUCUUAUUUGUUUGAAUUCAUGUCUGAUUCUUCACUAAAAUAUACUUUUAUUUCAA